Molecule: messenger RNA, 1886 nt
Organism: Castor canadensis (American beaver)
Lineage: Eukaryota; Metazoa; Chordata; Mammalia; Rodentia; Castoridae
Source: RefSeq, a predicted model, not a curated record
CUUUUCCUGUGGCCACUAGUGCUACAAUGCCUGUGGCUGCCUUGGACUAUCUACUGCUGAACUGACUCAUGGCCCAGGAUUGCUGAAACCAGCCUUAGAUGAUGCUGCCCAGAAAUAACAGUAGACUAGCACUGCAUUUCUCCACCUGACACCAUGACCAGGCAUUAUGGUCUCUCACCCGACUUCUUCAGUUCUUAUGUCCAGCUCCUUUGUGAAGUAGCUGAUAGUAUGAAUAAAGUCUGGAAUAAGAUUCAGAAGAGAGGCAGUCUUGGUCCAUCUUCAGUCUGUCCAGAGACCGUGGCAGGGCCUGUCCCUGGUUCUCCAGUUCGAAGCAGUGUAGGUACAGCUCCUCCAGAUGCCAGCACGUGCAGCCCAUCCGCUGAUAUUGGAACUGCUACUGAGGGAGAUUCUAUACAAGCAGGUGAUGAUUCACCAUUCUCAGAUUCUGUUACCUUGGAACAAACUACUAAUAACAUUGGUGGAUCCAGUGGACGUGUUAGUCUCUGGAUGCAGUGGGUGCUUCCUAAAAUUACUAUAAAACUUUUUGCUCCAGAUCCUGAAAACAAAGGCACAGAGGUUUGUAUGGUCAGUGAACUAGAAGAUCUCAGUGCUUCCAUAGAUGUGCAGGAUGUGUACAUGAAAGUGAAAUGUAAAAUAGAGAGUUUCAAUAUUGAUCACUAUAGAAGCAGCCUUGGGGAAGAGAGUUGGUCUUUGGGGCAAUGUGGAGGUGUCUUCCUUUCCUGUACUGACAAGCUGAACAGACGCACCUUGUUGGUUCGACCCGUCAGCAAGCAGGACCCUUUCAGUAAUUGCUCUGGCGUCUUUCCUUCUACAACUACGAAACUUCUAGAUGGCACUCAUCAACAGCACGGAUUUCUCUCUCUGACAUACACAAAAGCUGUAACAAAAAACGUCCGCCACAAGUUAACAUCAAGAAAUGAGAGAAGAAGUUUCCAUAAAUUGUCUGAAGGUUUAACAGAUGGUUCCCCUCAUUUUCUUCAUGAAAUUCUUCUUUCAGCACAAGCCUUUGAUAUUGUCCUUUGUUUUCCUUUACUUAAUGCCAUUGCUAGUAUAUUUCAAGCAAAACUGCCAAGGACCCAGAAAGAGAAAAGAAAAUCUCCUGGUCAGCCCAUGAGGACCCACACACUGACGUCACGCAAUUUACCUUUGAUUUAUAUAAACACAAGUGUGAUAAGAAUUUUUGUUCCAAAAACAGAAGAAAUACAGCCAUCUGUUGGAGUUAAUCAGGCAGCAAAGGAAGACACCAUGGUUUUGAAGAUUGGCUCUGUUGCCAUGGCUCCCCAGGCUGACAAUCCCCUUGGCAGAUCUGUCCUCAGGAAAGAUAUUUACCAGAGAGCCUUGAACUUAGGAAUUCUUCGAGAUCCAGGAUCAGAAAUUGAAGAUAGACAAUACCAAAUAGAACUGCAGUCAAUUAAUAUUGGUACUGCACAGUGGGAUCAACUAAAACCAGAGAAGAAAAGUGGCACAGGAGGGGUGCUAACAGAGAGUGAAAGGAAUUCUCAGAAUCCAGCCCUUGAGUGGAAUAUGGCCAGCAGCAUACGGCGGCAUCAAGAAAGGAGAGCAAUUUUGACCCCCAUUUUGACAGAUUUUUCUGUCCGAAUAACUGGAGCACCUGCCAUCAUUUUCACCAAAAUAAUCUCUCCAGAAAAUUUGCAUACUGAGGAGAUUUUAGUGUGUGGCCACUCCUUGGAAGUGAAUAUAACCACAAACCUGGACUUCUUCCUAAGUGUGGCUCAAGUUCAACUCUUACAUCAGUUAAUAGUAGCAAAUAUGACUGGACUGGAACCAUCAAACAAAGACACAGAGGUAACUAUUACCUGAUUUUUAUUGGACUUACUACAUUUGUGCCAAUGUUACAAUAGGAA